Fusarium mangiferae is the source of this 1038-nucleotide messenger RNA. RefSeq lists its product as uncharacterized. The coding region runs from base 1 to 1038 and encodes 345 amino acids. Gene Ontology annotation, molecular function: FAD binding. The record is from RefSeq and is a predicted model, not a curated record. The transcript is spliced from 3 exons. NCBI's taxonomy places the organism in Eukaryota, Fungi, Ascomycota, Sordariomycetes, Hypocreales, Nectriaceae.
AUGUUGUCCAGCCCUUUUAAAGUGAUUGUCGUUGGCGGCGGACCUGUCGGUAUACUCGCGGCGCACGCCCUUCACCAAGCAGGCAUAGACUUUAUCGUUCUAGAGCAGCGGAGCGAAAUCUUUGAGGAUGUUGGUGCUAGUCUUAUUGUCAGCCCGCACAACUUGAGGGUUUUUCACCAGCUCGGUCUAUGGAAACAUCUUGAGGAAAUCGGGUAUCCACUUUUGCACCACUCACAGGGGUUUGAUGCACAGAAGCACAGAUUCAGGCGUUCCUAUGCUCUAAGCAUCUUGCGAGAAAAUCACGGCAGUUCUCUCGUAGCAUUUCAUCGAGCCCACCUGGUCAAAAUACUUUAUGAUAAUUUGCCUGAAGAUGUAAAAACUCGUUAUCUUUUGGGCAAGAAGGUUGUCGAUGCUGUCGCAACAUCAACGGGAAUUGACGUUAUUUGCGCUGAUGGAAAUUCCUACUCGGGGUCUAUGAUCAUCGGCGCUGAUGGUGCCCAUUCCAAGGCGCGUUCGAUUAUGCGCCGCUGCGCGCUCCAGAGUGACCCGUCACUUGCUUCCAUCUGGGACUCUGAAACCCCUUUCACAUCUGCCUACAAGUGCCUUUGGGCCUCCUUCCGUCGGCCUUCGGAACCUGGGGACAGUUACGAAACUCAGGGUCAUGACCGCAGUUUGAUGUAUCUGACAGGCCAUGACAAAGGCUGGCUAUUCUUAUACGAGAAGCUCGAUCAGCCGUCAAACAAACGGUGCCAUUAUGACGAAAAGGCUCUUCGAUCCUUUAGGGACACAUUCGCAGACUGGCCAAUCAAUGAAAAGCUGACUGUCAAAAAUGUACUCGAAGACCCUGAUGUCAUUGCUGGUAUGACUAAUCUGGAAGAGGGGAUUGUCAAGAAAGUCAGUUGGAACGGUCGCAUUGUGCUUGUUGGGGAUGCAUGGCACAAGUUCACCCCCAAUUCAGGCCUAGGAUUUAACAAUGGCGUCCAGGACGUGGUAUCACUGUGCAACAAGCUACAGGCAUUGAUAUGUGCCAAGGGUUGA